Messenger RNA from Hylaeus anthracinus, 3650 nucleotides. RefSeq names its product cullin-5 (gene Cul5). Gene Ontology annotation, molecular function: ubiquitin protein ligase binding. Gene Ontology annotation, biological process: SCF-dependent proteasomal ubiquitin-dependent protein catabolic process; protein ubiquitination. The record is from RefSeq and is a predicted model, not a curated record. Gene Ontology annotation, cellular component: Cul5-RING ubiquitin ligase complex; SCF ubiquitin ligase complex. The transcript has 11 exons. Bases 124 to 2481 code for a protein of 785 amino acids. Lineage: Eukaryota; Metazoa; Arthropoda; Insecta; Hymenoptera; Colletidae.
UAAAUUAAGAACAUUUUGACUGUAUUGGACUGUGUUCUAGUCUUUACGAUUAAUCAGUUCACAGUACGAUGUAUACUCAUUGGCUUAGUCGCAUUGUGGUAUAGGACAUGUCAAAAAUUUGUGAUGGCGACGAUGUUAAAGGAUAAGAGUCAAUUCACGUUUGAAGAUAAGUGGCCAUGUAUGCGUCCAAUCAUUUUGAAAUUAUUGAAGCAAGAAACUGUAACUCAAGCGGAAUGGCAAGAUUUAUUUUACUCUGUUCAUUUGGUAUGUUUGUGGGAUGAAAAAGGUCCUCCCAAGUUACGAGAUGCACUUAAAGAAGAUAUAAUGGAUUUCAUAAAACAAGCUCAGCAGAGGGUAUUAGCACAUCAAGAAGAACAAGCUUUAUUAAAAGCAUAUAUAACAGAAUGGAGGAAAUUUUUUACUCAGUGUAUUUAUUUACCAACACCUUUUAGACAAUUAGAAACAUAUCUUGCUGGGAAAACAACUUCCAGUGUUCAGAAAAGAAAUCAGCCGGAUGAUAUAGUCAGAAAGUUGAUGUUGGAUAGUUGGAACCAAAGUAUAUUUGGAGAAAUAAAACAAAAACUACAGGACUCAGCUAUGCGACUUAUUCGUGCUGAAAGGAAUGGUGAAGCAUUUGAUUCACAACUUGUUAUUGGUGUUAGAGAAUCUUAUGUAAAUUUAUGUUCAAAUACAACGGAUCAGCUACAAAUCUACAGAGAAAACUUUGAAGCAGCAUAUAUAGAAGCAACAGAAGCUUUCUACUGGGUGAAAGCACCAGAUCAAUUGUCGUUACACGGUGUAGAGAAUUACAUGCGGUAUGCAGAAGCAAAAUUGAGAGAAGAAGAACUUCGUGCUCAAAAAUAUUUAGAACCAAACAGUGCAAGUGUACAGCUUUUAACUGAUUGUUGUGUACGUGUGUUAGUAGCAACUUUUAAGCCAGCUAUAUUAGCGGAAUGCCCAAGAAUGAUUCAACAUCACCAAACGGAUCAACUUAGGCUAAUGUUAAAGCUAAUGGACAGAGUACCCGAAGGUGUUGGUCCAAUGUUAAGAAAUUUAGAAGAACAUAUAGCAAGCGCAGGUUUGGCUGAUAUGAUGGCAGCCGUCGAUGUCAUUACGCAAGAUUCUGAAAAAUAUGUUGAAAGACUAUUAGACCUUUUUCGUCGAUUCUCAACCCUCGUAAAGGAAGCAUUCGACGAUGACCCUCGUUUCCUAACUGCUCGAGAUAAAGCUUAUAAACUUGUUGUAAACGAUGCAACAGUAUUCAGACUAGAAUUACCAGCUCGCCAAAGCUCUGGUAUCGGUACAACGAUUUUAAAUAACAAACCUAACAACAAUAACAAUGGGCAGCCAGAAUCAAAAUGUCCAGAACUUCUCGCUAACUACUGUGAUAUGUUACUUAGAAAAACUCCGUUAAGUAAAAAGUUAACUUCUGAUGAAAUUGAGAGCAAGUUGAGAGAUGUCUUAUUAGUGUUAAAAUAUGUUCAAAAUAAGGAUGUCUUUAUGCGCUAUCAUAAAGCUCAUUUAACGCGCCGCUUAAUAUUAGAUACAUCCGCGGACUCUGAGAAAGAGGAGAAUAUGGUUGAAUGGCUUCGUGAAGUUGGAAUGCCUGCUGAUUAUGUUAAUAAAUUGGCCCGAAUGUUUCAAGACAUUAAAGUAUCUCAAGAUCUUAAUCAACAAUUCAAAGAACAGUGUAGGGCUGCUAUUGCGGACAGUAUAAAUAUUAAGAUAUUAAAUGCAGGUGCAUGGGCUAGAGGCAGUGAACGCGUCACUGUAAGUUUACCGUUACAAUUAGAAGAUUAUAUUCCCGAAGUAGAGGAAUUUUAUAAGAAAAAACAUAGCGGUCGCAAAUUACAGUGGUAUCAUCACAUGUCCAAUGGCACGAUUACAUUUUCCAACCAAGUGGGACGCUUCGAUGUGGACGUAACGACUUUUCAAAUGGCUGUUUUAUUCGCUUGGAAUCAGCGACCAUUCGAAAGGAUAUCUUAUGAAAAUUUACGAUUGGCUACAGAACUGCCUGAUCCCGAACUGAGACGAACUUUAUGGUCCCUAUGCGCUUUCCCGAAACUCAAACGUCAACUUCUCUUAGUAGAACCACACGCGCACAGUCCCAAAGACUUUGCGAAUGACACGAGGUUCUGGGUGAACCAAGAAUUUGCCAUUGUAAAAAAUGGAAAAUUACAAAAACGAGGUAAAAUUAAUUUGAUAGGAAGACUUCAAUUGUCAACUGAACGAAGUAAAGAAGAAGACAACCAAUCCAUUGUACAACUUAGAAUAUUAAGGGUUCAGGAAGCAAUCAUCAAGAUUCUAAAGAUGCGUAAGAAGAUUAGUAACGCUCAGUUGCAAACUGAAUUAGUUGAUAUAUUGAAGAACAUGUUUUUGCCAAGUAAAAAAAUGAUAAAAGAACAAAUUGAAUGGCUCAUAGAACAUAAAUAUAUUCGCAGACACGACGACGACAUAAACACUUUUGUAUACAUGUCAUAAAUUGGGAUUACACAUACGUACAAGAUUGUUCAAAUUCUUAUGAUUAAUAUUAUAUUUUUAUAAAAAAUUCAGUUUUUGUGUAUGAAAGUGUAUGCUCAAAGAAUCAUAAUGUAAUUGAAAGAUAUUUAAUGUUUUUGUAACACGUUCACAAAGGAAAAAAAACACAUCUCUGAAGUGAAAAAUUACUACCAACAUACAAAGUCAUAUCGUUCUUAAAUUGUAAUUAAAUAUGAUACUGUGGUUGGUUAUGUAUGUACAUCAUUAAGCAAAAACGUUACUGCAAUGUUCCAUAUGAUAAAAUUUAUCAUCGAUUUUAAACAAAUUUUAAGAUACUAGUCUAGUUUACGACGCCUGUGUUAAAAUGUAUGUUUCUAUUGAAUUCAAUUAUUUUACUCUAUUGCUAGGAACAAAGGAUGCCCAAAAUACUUACAUGCUCUUAAAGAUGAUUCCAUAUAAUUUUAAAUAUAAUUGCCAGAGACACUUUUAAUCUUGGACGAUAGUGUUCAUAUACGUAUAUGUAUGUACAUAGUAUGUAUAGUGGGUGGUAUGAAUUUAGUGAUGUCAUAAAAACUUUAGAGAGCGAAGGCAGUAGUACUCUUGAAUGCUCUUGAAUAUAAGAUAUCGAAAGUUCAGAGACGAGUUUGCACUGGUUCUUUUUGGAUGCUAGUAACGAUCUGAAUGCUCCAAAGAAAUGGUACCAUGCAACUUUUACAAGAAAAUCUUUUUCUUGAAAAUAUGAUAAAGAAAUAAAAAUGAAUCAAAGUCCAUUAAGUAUAACCUUAUAGUCAACAGACAACUUUUUAAUAGAAAGAAAACCUAUUCGACUGCUUGUACUCAGCAAGGGUAUCGCUUAACAAACCGCUCGAGUGUGCCUCAAGUACCUCAUUAUACUUGUUUCACCCACUGUACGUACAUUACGCAACGUAAUAUAUCGAAACAUAAAUGAUGUAGGCGCGUGUGUGUUGAUUUACUGUAUGUGUACAUAUUUGUCAAGUAUUGUUGAUUUUUAUCAAUUUUCCUCAGUUGUAAAAAUACUACUAACUACAAAACUUUCUUCGUGUAACAUUUUUUGCAUUCUAUUUUAUAUUGCGUCGUAAUUUUUUAAAUUCAACUAAAUAUGUAUUUUCGUCUACAAAAACUUUAAUUAAAUGAAAAUACAUAUAAAGAAA